Messenger RNA from Cygnus atratus (black swan), 2793 nucleotides. It is a transcript of the gene FBXW10B, whose product is annotated as F-box and WD repeat domain containing 10B. NCBI's taxonomy places the organism in Eukaryota, Metazoa, Chordata, Aves, Anseriformes, Anatidae. The record is from RefSeq and is a predicted model, not a curated record. The coding region runs from base 1 to 2793 and encodes 930 amino acids. Gene Ontology annotation, molecular function: protein binding. The transcript has 14 exons.
AUGGGGCCUCCUGCCCGCGAGGAAGAAGGUACAGACGGAUCAUCUCCUGAAUCCCCAAGAAGCUGCAGAAACGGCAGUUGUCCUCAGUCUGGCUCCCUGAUGCCACUUCCACUACAGCCUGCUGGCACUUCUGCACACCAUGAAAGUCAAAGUGCAUCCACAGGAAUUGGCCAGCUUGGUACUGCAGGUCAUCAAAUGCCAGCAGUGUGCUUCUGGCCCCGAAACACCAAGUGCCUCAUCCAGGAGGGCCUGAAUGCAGCACCUGCCUCACCUCCUGAAUCCUUAGCCCAUGGAGAUGUCACCGUGCCUCCUGCAUCGCUCCAGUCACUCUCUCAUGUCAAGUACAAGGACUUCAUUCGCUGCCUGCCAGUUUACCUCUCCCAGUACAUCCUGGGGCUUUUGGAUCAAAAAUCCCUUAAAGCUUGUGCUGCUGUGAGUAGAUACUGGGCUUUUCUGGUGAAAGAAGUCGAGAGGGAGCUUGUAUGUCAAGGCUUAGUGCAGGAGGAGAUCCGGUAUUUGCAGGGAUUGCGCCCUAGGGGAGCAGUUUCCAACUAUGCUAAAAUAGUCAAUGUGACAAUUCCCCAAUUAAAUGAAGAGGGACACAUCAUUGAAAUGAAACGCCACAGCUGUGAAGGUAAAACAAAGGAGAAAGAGGAGGAGGAAGAGGACAAUCUGCAGGCAGCCUAUCAUGAUCUGCAAACUGACACGAUCCAGCUGGAAGAGAGGAAUGUUUUCUGUGGCUCCUACAAUAUUCGUGUCCUCACUGACCGAUCAGACCAAAACAGAGUAAUUCACUACAGCGGUGGAGACUUGGUAGCCAUUGGCUCUACAGAGCGAAAAGUGAGGUUUUUUGAUACAUCAGCAAUGAGAGAAGUGCCACCUCUGCUCUCUGGCCAUGCUGGAAGCAUCAAAGCACUGCUCCUUGAUGAGAAGAAGGGGUUUGUUUUUAGUGCAAGCUUCGACCUCAGCAUCAGAUGCUGGGAUAUAUACAGUGGUGCUUGCAUGAAAAUCUUUAAUGGUCACUGUGGGACAAUCAUCUGCUUGGAUGUACAUGAAAGGAGGCUUGUGUCAGGAGCCAGAGAUGGGAUGGUGAAAGUGUGGAACUUGGAUAGUGGGGUAUGUCUCAAGACUCUAAAACACAACGAUGUUGUUUGUGUUGUUAAAAUGGAUGGGAUCCAUGUUGUCAGCGGCUGUGACAGAGGGCUGGUGAAAGUCUGGCUUGCUGAUACAGGUGCUCUGGUCAAAAUAUUGGAAGGGCACCAAGGCCCAGUGAAGUGCUUGUCCUUUGAUCGGUGGCAUCUCGUCACAGGAAGCUCUGAUGGAUACGCCUUGGGAUGGAGCAUGGUGGGAGACCUUAAGAGGUGCCUAACAGCUUUCCGCCACCCAAAGGAAGUUCUGUCUCUGGAGUUUCUCUAUCUCAGAGUUGUCAGUGGCUGUGCUGAUGGAAAGAUUCGUAUAUUUAACUACCUGACUGGAAGCUGCCUGAAAGUGUUGAUGGCCAGUAGCAGAGGGGAACCAAUAUCAUUCUGUGUUGCAGGAAACAGGAUGGUGAUCAAUGCACCCAGUAGCCUGCUGAUGUUCCAGUUUGAGGAUGUCAGGUGGGACUAUACCCUAGCUGCUGACCGAGAGAUGGUGCGGAAGGAAAAGCAGGAGGCCUGUCCUCUGAGCAGAGCACUGUCGCAUUCCCAGCAAACCAAGUGCCACGUCGUCGGCCAGAUGCAUCGCCUCGCUCUGCAGACGCGAGAUGCUGACCAGCUCAUGCAGUCUUGCUUGAUCCGCGACCGCCUGCCGAAACACUGUGGAGUGCCUCAAACUCUCUACAAUGAACUGAAAAAAACAGCAGCUUGCAAGCAACAGGAGCAUUUGCUUGAGAGCACAAGGACUCUCCAUGUUCAGGCACAGCAACAGCAGGAGCUUUUCAUUCCUGAUGGCACAUCUGAAUAUGGCACUCCUGUCUGUGUACCUGAACAUCCCGACAUGGCAGAAGCCAUUCUGCAGCACAAAAAGAAAAAGGACUCAUAUUAUCCAGUGGCCUCUUAUAAGUUCCUCUUAACUGUCAACAUGCUGCGGAAGAGCUGCAAGUCAUCCUUUGCCCGCUCCAGUACAAAGCCUCCUAUAGCAACUGGGAAAGCAUGGCAAGCUCCGCUGCAUCAGCAACGACGCCUUGAAAAAAGGCAAAUAUACAUAACCCCUCUGCAGCACAAAAAGGAUCAGACAGCGCGGCUCCAACGUGUGAGAUCUCGCAGUGACUCUCUGACUAUGAAAAGGAUUUCUACACCCUUCGAAACCAAAAUGCUGCAGCUCAAACUGAAAAAUUCUUUGCAUGGACCCACUGUGACUUCCUCCAUUCCUGCUCCAUGCAUUGUACGUCCCAAGACAUGUGGUGGUUUGCUACAGGAAAAGAAAGCUCAUGGUGGUCACGGUAAAGUCACUCCUCUCCCUGAAGAGCGGGGUCAGCUUAGCAAUCCCUGUACAACUUCUGAACUGAUCAAAUCAACACAUGCAAGGAUGGCACAAAUGAAAAAUGAAGCAGUUUACGGGGGAAAGAAGCCCUUCCGUGCAUGUGCUGUCCAGACUGACGGUGGGUUCAGGCUUCUGACAGGAAACCAGAAGGAGGCACAUGAGGCGUCUACUAUAGCUCAGUGUCAGGCAAACCAGGCAAAGCUCUUAGAAGACCAUCAAAAAGCAUGCAAGAAGGCCUGGUUAAGGAAAACUAAAGGCCUACCCACAGACUCUUUUACUAAGGAGGGGAAGAUAGCUGCUCCUGAACUUGGACCUAAUACUUUUAUCUGA